AUGGGAAAUAUAUGUAAUAGUGAAUAAAAGGAUGAAUUAUUAAGUAAUUAGCUAAAAAAUACAUACUUUUCAGAAAAUGAAGAUCAACCGUAUGCUCCUAUUAAGCAAAUUGUAUCCUAUUGAAAAUACAAUUAGAUCUCAAAUACUAUAGAUAGAGAAAAUAAUUUAGAGAUUGGUGUAGGGUUUGAUAAAACGGAAAUCAUAAAUAAAGAAAUAUGCAUUUAACUUUGGUAAGGCUUGUUAGGAAAUUCAGAAUCUCAUAAAUAGGGACAGAAGGUUGAAUUAUAAAAAGCUUUAUAUAAUAUUCAUAAAAAAAAUCCUGAACGUUUUGAAGAAGUUUUAGAAUAAGUUGGAGGAGGAUAAAUAAGAUGGUUCAUUUGGAAAACUUUAUUAUUCAGUUGUAUUAAAUAUAAACAUCAGGCAAUGAAAAUUAGAUAAACAGAAAGAUUAUCAAUAGUAGAAAGAGAUGUAAAAAGAACUUUUUAUAAGUAUAUAAAAAUUUAAGAUUAGUCAUCCUUUUUUUUAAUUGGAAUCUUAAAGUUAUUAAUUACUAAGUUAACUAUUAAAUUUAAUUGAUGCAACUUUUAGAGGGAUAGGAUAUACUUAGGGCAUGAAUUUCAUUUUAGCUUUUAUGCUCAUGUAAUCAGGUGGAAAUAUAGAAUAAGCAUGGCCUGCUUCAUUUCUUAUGUUUUAUUGUUCUAAAUGGAUGUUAUAUGCAAUUUAUAUGCCAGAAUUUCCUUUAAUGAAACUAAUAUGUUGUGUGACUAAGGAGAUACUUAAAGAAUAAGAUUGCUAACUUUAUAAACAUUAUAUGCAAUUAGAAAUUGAUGAUUCAUUUUUACUAUAGAAAUGGAUUUUUACUUUAUAUUUGUACAAUAUUCCAAAACAAGCUUGUCUACAUUUUUGGGAUAUUAUAUUUUAAAAAGGGAUUUUGAUAAUGGCAUCAAUAAAUUGUUAAUUAUUAAUCUCAUUUAAAUCUUCUAUUAUGAAUUUCAACAAUUCAAUAGAAUUUUUAGAAUAUACUCAAGAUUAAUAAAAUAACUAUUGUUAAAAUUAUAAAUAAAUUAAAAGUAAUGCUUUAAAGACAUUUCCAUCAAAUAAAAUUAUUCUAAAUUGUAUUAAAUCUAUGAAAGAUUAAUAUAAAAAAUAAUAAUUAGCAUAUGAGUAUUUUAAAUUAUUGUAAGUUAAUUUCGAAAAAUCUAAUUUCGAAUAAAAAUAUUAAAAUUGGAUGGAAAACAAUCUUAAACAAUUUAAUUGA
Paramecium pentaurelia is the source of this 1258-nucleotide messenger RNA. Lineage: Eukaryota; Ciliophora; Oligohymenophorea; Peniculida; Parameciidae. The record is from the annotation of a GenBank genome assembly.